Messenger RNA from Pseudozyma flocculosa PF-1, 486 nucleotides. RefSeq lists its product as uncharacterized. The transcript is spliced from 4 exons. Bases 1 to 486 code for a protein of 161 amino acids. Lineage: Eukaryota; Fungi; Basidiomycota; Ustilaginomycetes; Ustilaginales; Ustilaginaceae. The record is from RefSeq and is a predicted model, not a curated record.
AUGUCGUCCACCAGCACCUCCAAGACAAUGUCGCUGAUGAUGGGCAAGCCGGCCGACCCCAAGGAGAUCUGCGGCAUGAAGCACAUCGUUUUCGGCAAGGACGGCAUGAUGACGGCCAUGGGCGCCAACCAGCCGCUCCGCAUGAUGGGCCCCAGCGGCAGCAUGGCCGACGCUCAGGUCUUUGACAUCAAGCACAACCCGGACCACGACACCUAUUGCCUCAUGUCAAAGCAGCACAAGGGCCACGGCGUCGUCUACCCGCACACCAUCUACCCGGGCGUGCUCCUGACCAUGGGUGACAAGCCCUGCCACUUCAAGAUCUGCCACGCCCACGAGGGAUCCGGCUACAUCAUGAAGCCAGUCCAGGGCGAGGAGCACUGCGAGGGCUGCAACGUCUCGAUGGCCAUGAACAUCGUCUACCCGCCCAUGAUCGCCAUUCAGAGCUCCAACCUCGGCGUCGCCCGCUGGGCCAUCGUCAACGCCUAG